Dermacentor andersoni is the source of this 5201-nucleotide messenger RNA. RefSeq names its product probable phosphorylase b kinase regulatory subunit alpha. Gene Ontology annotation, biological process: glycogen metabolic process. NCBI's taxonomy places the organism in Eukaryota, Metazoa, Arthropoda, Arachnida, Ixodida, Ixodidae. The record is from RefSeq and is a predicted model, not a curated record. Gene Ontology annotation, molecular function: calmodulin binding. Gene Ontology annotation, cellular component: phosphorylase kinase complex.
AAAACACGAGUACGUCACGAACUAAUAUUUAGCCUGCUACAUUUAUUCGGAAUCUUACUUUAGUUACCCUUAUUUACUUUAUUCUUCUUUUUUUUUUUUUCGAAGCUCUUGCCACGUUAUGUGUUACCGAUCCUUUGAGGACAAAGUAAUGAAGCAGAAGAUCGGCUCGCGCUUUUAGCACCGGCCCGCGCGCCUUGAGCUCGCGUGCCUUCGCGAGCUGUCGUUCUGCAGUUCGGUUGCUUCACCGGCUCUGCUCCAUGCGCACGGCUUCGGUUGCACCUCGUAUCGUCGGCUGGUUGGUUCGCCUUCGGCGCUUCAUUCCUUACUUUGACCCCUCGAGCUGCCAUGGCAACGCGGAGUAGUCCUCGGCUGAGCUACUACUACCGGCUGCUCAACCGCACGGUGCUGGUCUUCCAAGACCCCGCGACUGGCCUGAUACCGUCGCAGAAAUACGAGCACCACGCCUGGGUGCGUGACAACGUGUACGCUGUUCUCUCAAUCUGGGCUCUCUCACUCGCCUACCGCAAGAACACCGAACUCGACGAGGACCGGGCGCGUACCUACGAACUGGAACAGUGCUGCGUCAAGCUGAUGCGAAGUCUGCUCUCGGCCAUGAUGGAGCAGAAAGAGAAACUCGAACGGUUCAAGGAGACUCACAGCCCCACCGACUGUCUGCACGCGAAGUACAACUCAACCAGCAGGGAAACGUGCGCGGGUGACGAGGAGUGGGGCCAUCUGCAGCUGGACGCGACGUCCCUCUAUCUCCUCACCCUGGCACAGAUGACCGCCGCCGGCUUGCAGAUCGUGUUCAGCCUCGACGAAGUCGCCUUCGUGCAGAACCUCGUGUUUUACCUCGAGGGCGCCUACUGCAUACCCGACUAUGGAAUGUGGGAGCGCGGCGACAAGACCAACCGCGGCAUACGCGAGCUCAACUCGAGUUCCGUCGGCAUCGCUAAGGCCGCCCUGGAGGCCAUGAGCGAGCUCAACUUGUUCGGGAGCUAUGGCGGCCCGUCGUCCGUGAUCCACGUCCUCUCGGACGAGGCCCAAGAGUGCGACGCCGUGCUGACCUCCAUGCUUCCGCGAGAGUCCAGCUCUAAGGAAGUGGACGCAGCCCUCGUCACGGUCAUCGGUUUCCCUGCUUUCGCCGUGACCAACCAGGAACUGAUCGAUCUCACCCGUCGCACUAUUGUCGACAAGCUGCAAGGCCAGUACGGCUGCAAACGGUUUUUGCGCGACGGUUACAAGACCGCCCGGGAAGACAAAGGCAGGCUAUACUACGAGGGCUGGGAACUGCAGGGAUUCCAGAACAUCGAGUGCGAGUGGCCGCUGUUUUUCUGCUACUUGGUCAUUGACGCCUGCUUCCGCGGAGACCGCAUUACCAUGGACGAGUACUCCGACAUGUUGGAGAGAGUGACCAUAAAGACCGAGGACGGGAUACGACUCGUGCCAGAGAUGUACGCCGUGCAAGCCGACAAGGUCAACAAGGAGUGCGAGAUGCCGCACACCCAACCACGCAUGCCCAUCGGCCAAAUUCCGUUCGUGUGGGCGCAGUCAUUGUACAUCGUGGGUCGCCUCAUGCACGACGAACUUAUCACGCCAGGAGAGAUGGAUCCGCUGAACCGCCGGCUGUGCAUGCUCAAGCGGCCAGACGUGGUUGUGCAGGUGGUUCUGCUGGCCGAAAACUCAACUCUGCGCGAUACGUUUGCCGACUUAUGCCCCAGCAUACAAAAAUUGAGUGAAGUGCAACCAAUCGAAGUACAACCAGGGGGGGUGCUAGGGCAGCUGUAUUCUCAUCUCGGCCAAAACCGAAAAAUGGGUCUCUCUGGCCGCAGCGGCACGGACGUUGGCCUUCUAGCCACCAGCAAGAUCUACAGCCUCCAGGACCACCUGUUUGUCUUCACGCCGCAGAACCUGGACAGUGAGGUGUUCCACCUCGUCAACGAUGUUGACCUGUUCGUCAGCACACUGCGCUCGGACCUAGUUGUGCUGCGUUCCCAGUGGCACAUCCAGGGGCGGCCCACCAUGGUUGUCAUACUGAGACAGCGACACUUGGUGCACAACAAGGCACCGCCCUCGCUGCGUCAGACGAUCAAGAAACUGGCGUCCGGCUACAUCAACGGGACGCGCGUUUGCCUGGGCAGCCUGGCCGACUUCAUGAGCACCUCGUGCAUCGCCAGCCUGGAUUUUCUCUGCAACUACGAAGACGGCGAUGCCGAAAACUUGCCCAUCUCCGUCCAGGAUUACCUGGACAAGACGAUCAGCAACGCCGACCUUCUCCGCAAGGGGGCAGUGCGGAGCCACGUUCUCUCGGGAACGUCGAGCGUCGGGGCGCGCCGGAAGCUCGCUGUUGCCGGUAUUAUCAAGCGCAGUCGUUCCAUAACGGUUCACGACAACGUGAUAGCCGACAGCAUGAGCCCGCCCGCACUAUUCUCGCCGAACCAAGGAUCGAUGAUGCCUUCGCCCGCCAUGUCCCGCCGCGUCUCUCUCGAAGGAGAGCCGGUGCCGUUUGUCGACGCCACUACCGAACUCGAGUUGGACAAGGUGACUGAGGAGGAGCUGGUGAACACGCUGCGCGAUACCGAAUCUCUUGAAGAACAGGGGGACAUCCUCCACUACCUGGCCAUGCGUAAGGGCCUCGCCUGGGACACCGGCCUCGGCAAGCCGCACUCGGUGAUCACUGUGCGGGACCUGUUCCAGGAUAUUUACGAGCGCGCCUGCGAGGAACACCAGUGGGGUCUCGUGCGACACUUCGCCAGUUAUCUCGGCAAGCGCGUCGAGGACCUAGCGAAGACCGUCACGGACCUGCUGGUGCGUCAGAAGCAGGUGACCGUGGGUAUGCCGCCCAACAACGAAGAGGUGAUCACUCGGCCCCUUUCCACCAACGAACUGCGGACAAUCAUCAUGCGGGUUCACAAGGACGACCAGAGCACAGCCAUGCUGACCCAGGAGAUUCUCGCGUACCUGGCCCUGUUCAUACGCAGCAACCCGGCCCCAUUCCGCGAGAUGCAACGCCUCCGCGUAGGACUCAUCAUCCAGGUGAUGGCAUGGGAGAUGGCUCGCACUUCCCAGCGGAAAACUACGGACGCGGCCGACGCGCUGCUGAACCUGAGCCCGUUCAGCAUGCAGUCGUUGCUGUUGAACAUCAUCAGCGGCACGGAGCCAGACAACGCGUCUCGCGUACUUUCGACGGUCCCUGGCUCCACCCCUGGCGGUUUCGCCUCCAAGCGCAGCGAGGCCGAGGCCUUCCUGCACUUGGAAAUCGAAGAGGCGGACUCGUCUGUCGGGGAGCAGGUGAAACAGGGCCUGUGGAUGCGUCGCCGUCGGCUGGACGGCACGCUGAACCGAGUACCCGUGGACUUCUACGCGCGCGUCUGGGGUAUCCUGGAGCGCUGCCCAGGUGUGUGGGUGCGCGGGUACUGCCUGCACGUGAGCCUCACAAAGGAGAUGACGGCGGGCGAGAUCAAGUUCGCGUUACGUGUCGAAGAGAUGCUGAACAAGGUUCCGGAACCCGAGUACCGGCAGCUGCUGGUCGAGGCGCUAAUGGUGAUCAGCCUGGCCGUGGAGCACGACGUGGUGAGCGAAUUCCAGGCGCCCAUCGACGUCGAGUCCGUGGUUCAGCGCGCCCACGGCUUCUUCCUCGAGGACCAGCUCUCCUGCAAGGGCGACGCGACGCUCUGCUGCGCAACCGACACCAACCGUUCCAUCGCGCCUUGCCAGCAGGCCGUCGGCAUCUGCCAGCACUUCUACGACUCGGCGCCCAGUGGGUGCUACGGCACCAUGACAUACCUGGUCCGAGCCGCCGCCUGCUCGGUGCCAGACCUCAGUGUCUCCAUGCUCGACUGCAUGCCCUCGUGACGCGAUUGCGGGCUUCUUACGAUCGUCGUCGUCGUCGUGUCCUUUUUUUUUUCUUUCUUUCUAGCAACCUCACAUUUGGCGUGAUUCGGUAAAUUACACGCGCGGCGUUCUAUCACUGGUUUACCAGCCAGCGUCCAUUAUUGGUUACAAAUUUUACUUAUCACGGUGUCCAGCUCCAUUACGGGCAGUUGCUGUAGACAUGCUCUGACAAGGUCAAGCACAGCAGGUUUACCUGCUUCAACCAAGGCUUAGCUGCCUCAGCUCUGGCUUGAUUCAAUAAAAUAAGCAAGCCACUCUCAGGCAAUACUUGCAUGAAUAUCACCCAGCAUCUGUUGUUAGUUACCAAUCUUGUUCUUCAUUUAUAUCACUGUAUUGGCAGCUGCAUUAAGGGCAGAUGCUUAAGAUGUGCUCCGACAAGCUUAAGCACCGCAGAUUUUGUUAGCUACCUGGAAAACUAAUUUUAGCGUAGUGUGCGCCGACGGACUCACCACUGGUGGCCGCCUUGCUAAGUGCAUUCGGGAAAGGAGGCAGCCGUCCACCAUAGUUUCCCGCAUCGUUGCGCACGCUUCCCUGUUUGAUUCACGUAGAAUAGCCGAAGAAUAGUAUCACGGGGCAAAAACUGCGACACGGUUUUAAUAAUUCCCCGCAAGGACGCAUGAAAUUCCUUGACCUGAUGCUUUCUUUCUCGUCUACGUUUCUUUUCUUUAUUAUUCUUUUUUUGCACUCGAUCAUGUUUGCAUGAGUAAGUGACGAAGUUAAUCAUGGCAUGUUUAAUUUGUUCGGUUUGUAUGCAGUGCAGCAUGCGGGUUAAAGGCAUUUCAGUUACGUUCUGAAUACAGCUUGCUGCUUCAUUACCGUGUUGCCCUAGCUAGGGUGCCCGACUGCACGAGUGCAUCGCGUUGUAUGAUAAAGCUGCUGAGGCCUUCAAGGCCGGAUUUUGUUGGUUUUAUGCAGCCUAUUAAAUCGUCGCACCAGCUGUCACGCAGUUCAUGUAUUCGAAUCUAUUUCAUUCGUGGCUUCACGCAUGCUGAACUAUCAGUAGUUGUUUCAUGCACAAAUACGAGGUUUUCGCCUAACCUUGUUUGUAAGGGGCUUAAAACAUGCUAUUUUAUCAGAAUUAUUAUAGGCAAGUGCUCCUUUAAGAGCUGUAUUCGUUUCACAGAGGACAUCGAUAUUAUGGCUGCUUGAGACGUAGCUCAUUGCAAGGAUUGCUCUCAGCUGCUGCAUAUGGUACUACUAUUCUUAAAUCAAACAGAAUUUUGUUCUAUGUUGAAUUAUUUCUUGUUAGGUUUUGCGGCGUAGGAGUCCAAUGCCUGCUCUGUAAAGGACUAAACCCACCCAACUGU